GCCACCGACCAGCACCGAGCGCGGGACUGACACCGGCUGAAAGGAGCGGACACCGCUUAUAUAUCGGAGGGACGGCUCUCAGACUGGUGGGCAGACAGCAGAGGGCGCCCCUCCUCCUCCCCCCGCACAUGGUAGUGUAAUCAGCACAUGGCACUGAGAGGAGCCGCCACUCUGUCCAGCUGUCCUCACCAGUCACCGCAAUAUGAGACGCCGGGCCUGACAACCAACACAGCCCGAUCAUGAGCCAGUCCUAGAGAGACACACAGACAACGACCGACCGACCCAACCACUCACCUACCCACCGCAACAUGAUGUCCCGGGGAGUGCUGGACACGUGUGUGGAGGAUGUACAGAAGAGGAGGAACCCCUCCAAACAUUAUGUGUACAUCAUAAAAGUAACCUGGUCAGAUUCAACAUCUCAUACAAUCUAUAGAAGAUACAGCAAAUUCUUUGACCUUCAGAUGCAAGUUUUGGAUAAGUUCCCCAGUGAAGCGGGACAGAAAGAUCCAAAGCAAAGAAUUAUUCCAUUUCUUCCAGGCAAAGUUUUGUUUAGAAGGAGUCAUAUACGUGAUGUAGCUGUGAAAAGACUAAAACCCAUCGAUGAGUAUUGCAGGGCCUUGGUGAAAUUACCAGCUCACAUAUCCCAAUGCGAAGAGGUCUUGAGGUUUUUUGAAGCCCGACCUGAGGAUCUGGAUCCACCAAAAGAAGACUAUGGCUCGUCAAAGCGUAAAUCAGUCUGGAUGUCCAGCUUGUGUGAGAUUCCAAAGACUGAACCCAAAGGAAGGCAGCCAAGCAUGAUGGCUCUUCUUGGUGCUGACGGAAAUUCAGAACCCAUGAUUUUGGAACAAUACGUAGUUGUGUCCAACUAUGAGAAGCAAGAAAUUUCUGAAAUAAGUCUGAAGGCCGGAGAGUUGGUGGACGUGAUAGAGAAAAAUGAAAGUGGCUGGUGGUUUGUUAGCACAGCAGAAGAACAAGGCUGGGUCCCUGCCACCUAUCUAGACUGCCAGAGUGGGUCUAAAGACGAUUCUGAAAUCCACACAUCUAAAUCUGGUGAUGUAACUAAGAGACGCAAGGCUCAUCUACGGCGAUUGGACCGGCGUUGGACACUGGGAGGCAUAGUCAACAGACAACAGAGCCGAGAAGAAAGCUAUGUUACUAUACAGCCUUAUGCCAGCCAAGGGAAAGAUGAGAUUGGCUUUGAAAAAGGAGCCACAGUGGAGGUUAUCCAGAAGAAUCUGGAGGGGUGGUGGUACAUAAGGUACCAAGGUAAAGAAGGAUGGGCUCCUGCAUCCUAUCUGAGAAAGGCUAAAGAUGACCUUCAGUGCAGAAAGAAAAACCUGGCAGGUCCUGUGGAGAUUAUUGGAAACAUAAUGGAAAUCAGCAACCUUCUUAACAAGAAACCCAAUGAAAAGGAUGGCCAGGGGAGCAAUGAGGUAGACGAGCAUCACAUUAACAAGAAAGAGAUCAGUCUGCCAAUCCUCUGCAAUGACUCCAAUGGAAACUCUAUGAUGACAUCUGAGAAAGUCAGCAUCAAGACCACUCCAGGUUCUCCAGCUGUGGCAAGAAUUGCUCCCCAGCGAUCUGAAAUAAGUUCUCCAAACCUGAGAAUGAAGCCACCACCUCGGAGAGAAUCCAGCCUGGGAUUCCAGUUGCCAAAACCACCUGAACCACCAUCAGUAGAAGUGGAAUAUUACACCAUUGCAGAGUUCCAGUCUUGUAUAUCUGAUGGGAUAAGUUUCCAUGGAGGUCAAAAGGCAGAUGUCAUUGAUAAGAAUUCUGGUGGAUGGUGGUAUGUCCAAAUUGGUGAAAAAGAAGGAUGGGCACCCUCCUCCUAUAUCGACAAAAGAAAGAAACCAAAUCUAAACCGAAGGACUAGCACUUUGACAAGACCAAAAGUUCCACCACCUGCUCCACCAACAAAACCAAAAAAUCCAGAUGAAGCUUCAGCCACUAGUAUUGGCUGCACCAUUGAGUCUAAGGACUCGCCUUCAAAACAAAUAUAUGAGGAACCAGAAUAUGAUAUUCCAGCUAUCAAUUUUGACAUAGAGUCUGAUGGAAAUGAUUCAAUUUCUCAAACACAUUUAGAGGAUGAAAUUGUUGAAAGUAUGUUUCAGCCUUCAAAGCUUUCUCCUGUUUCUUCACUUCAGAGACCAAAGUUUAAAGUUGGGGAAUCCAGUGAAGAUGUGACUGAGGAAGAAACAAUUUAUGAAAAUGAUGGAUUCCGCCCUUAUGUGGAUGACUCUGCAUUGAAUAAGGAAUCAAGUGGAGAUUCUGAUUCACAGAGAAGCUCCAUGUUGAUUCACAAAAGUUCGCCUACUGCAACAACUUCAAGACCACCACUUCUAAAAUAUAAAACAGAAAGAAAUUCCCAACAAGAAAUGGGAAGAAAUGUAACCUUCUCCACAAAUGAAGAGAAAAAACCCAGGUCUGUUUCAGAUGCUAGUAUACGUUCGAUGCCAAAGGUUGCAAUCAAAAAAGAAGCUGAGCAAAAACCUGCAAUUUUACCAUCAACCAAAGCCAAACCAUCUGUUAGACCAAAACCCUUCUUGAAUAAGACCGAUUCCCAAAGCCAGGAAAAAAUGGACAUUAGUACAUUACGAAGGCAACUGAGACCAACAGGACAACUGAAAAGUGGGCUUAAAGGUUCAAAAAGUGAAGAAUCUGAAAGUCCACCAAAAAGUGUAUUUGACACCAUUGAAAGCCCACCAAGGAGAAGUUCUGUGGACAUUACUCCUACUUCCACCACUGCUUUCAUAUGCCCAGAUAACAAAGACAAACCUGAAGAAAACAAUGAAAAACAAUUCUAUACAGCGACAAGCACCUAUAAGAAAGUCAUGGACUCUGAAAUUAGCUUUCCUGUGGGGGCAAAAUUGGAAGUCCUGGAGAAACAAGAUAGUGGGUGGUGGUAUGUAAGAUUCAAAGAUUCAGAAGGAUGGGCACCAUCUCAUUUUCUAGAACAACAUGACAGCCCUGUGCCUGAGCCUGAAUCUACAAAAUGUAGAAAGAAUGAAAAUAAAUCCAACAGUCUGGAAAAGAUAGAAAAAAGAGUUCAAGCACUAAAUACUAUUAACCAGACCAAGACAGCAACACCUCCAGUUCCUUCCAGACCACCAGGGGGGUUUUCUAAAACUACAGUGCCAGUAAGCAAUGUUGUAAAGUUAAGAAAUGGAGUAAAACAAGUUGCUGUAAGACCUCAGUCAGUGUUUGUUUCCCCACCCCCUAAGGAAAACAAUAUUUCUUGCCAUUUGCGUAGGAAUGAAUCACUUUCAGCUACUGAUCAUUUGAGGUCUGUUCGGAGAAACUCCUCUUUUAACGCUGUUCGUAGCCAAGCCAAUGAAUCAAAAUUAAUGCAGGCUGAUAAAUCUGAAGCUGAUACAUCACAGCCAGAACAAUCAGUUAGAUCUCCACAAAGAAAUGGAAUCCCAGUGUCAGCAGUCCGACCAAAGCCUAUUGAGAAAUCUCAGUUUAUCCACAAUAACCUUAAAGAUAUGUAUAUCUCCAUUGCUGAUUAUGAAGGAGAUGAUGAAACAGUUGGGUUUCAAGAAGGCAUUUCCAUGGAAGUUUUGGAGAAGAACCCAAAUGGCUGGUGGUACUGCCAUAUCCUUGACAGUGUAAAACCAUUUAAAGGAUGGGUGCCUUCAAACUAUUUAGAGAAAAAGAACUGAUGGUCAUUUGUAUGGACAAAUUAAUUUAACACUAAAGACUUUCUUGAAAUAUUUUCAUAAUUUAAAAAUGAGACUGAGCAUUUGUAUAUGUGGAAAGCCAGCAAUAUGGUCCCUGUAUUGGUAAUUAAGAAGAGACCAUAUUUUUAUAUGAAACAUACAGAAAAGAGCCUUUAGGGGCAUUCCUUGUUUAAAAAAACACAGGGUAUUACAUCUGAUUUCAAAGCAUUUGAAAUAGAAUGUCUGUUUGUGUGCCUUCCCAAUGAUAUUUGGAACCUUUAAAAAAAUGCCACAGAACUAUCCAAGAUUUGUGGUUAAUUCCCUCUACAGGCCCAGUCUGCAGAAUACCUUGUUUGCAAGUCCUUUGGAUAAAGUGCUCUCUGCCAAGCAAGAACAUAAUGACACUAGGUAGUGUCUGAAAAUAUUUUUUUUUAACUUAAACAAUGAUUGCAAGAUAUCAAAAUUAAAUGUUUGUAUUUUGUCUUGACUGCAUAUGCAACAUUUUUUUUAUUUCAUUUUUUUUAUUAUUUGAUAAGUAUAUAUUUUUCUGAGUGGCCUAAAGUGUUAUCUCACUUGAAAUACAGUUGACCCGUGUUUAGGUUCUUAGCUUUCCUUUUUUAUUUUAUUUGUUUCUCCCACUGUUAAAUGUGAAACAAGGCACCUGCCCUUUUCAACAUGAGUAUAAUAAUGUACCUGUUGUCUAUACUUUACAGAGGCAGUCAUUUUGUAGGCUGGACCAAUAUUUUGAGAUUAAUCCUUUUAUAGGUUAACAUUUUAUUACUACAGUGUCACCAUGGUGAUGUUACUAGUUCAGGAUGAAUUGAUUGGCUGAAUGUUUUCAGCUUUCAAAAUGCCUCCCUGCAUUGGUGACAGGUAUAAUUUAAAGGACCACUAAAUCUAUAGAGUCACAUAUGUAAUAACAAAAUAUUUGUAUAUAUUUACAAAAAUUUGGAAAUCUAAAAAAACGACAUAAAAAACACAACAACCUUUGUGUAGUUGACUCUUUUGAAUUAAGUGACAAGCAGCUUCGUUUAGCUGCCCCUUGCCAAAAGGGGAUGAUAAAAGUUUUAAGAAACUUAAAGAAGAUUAAGUUUAACCUUAGGUUGAAAUAAUGGGCAACAAUAAUUUCAAACUCAUUUGGUUAUCUGACAGUUAACCUCAGUAGAAUACAACUUCCAACUGCUGCUCAUACAGAGCAGUAGACAACACUGUUACAUAAUCCUAUCACUGUUCAGGUUGUUGCUACUUUUAUAUACAUGUUCAUAAAUGUGAGUAGUUCUUUUACAUAGAAUACAAUUUUUUAUAGGUUUAGUGGUCCCUUAAAUCUGUUUAUACCAUGUUAAUACAGUAUGCACUACAACAGAACGAUAAAAUAUUUGUAUUGAAAGAACCCAAGUAUCCUCAUGCUUGGCAUUAAUUCAAGCUCUGCAGACAUUGUAAUUUGUAUAUACUGAUAUCUUAGUUAUUUUUAAGUACUUUUGAUGAUCAGGAACACAUGAAAAUGUGGUAAAAA
Rana temporaria (common frog) is the source of this 5175-nucleotide messenger RNA. It is a transcript of the gene SH3PXD2A, whose product is annotated as SH3 and PX domains 2A. Lineage: Eukaryota; Metazoa; Chordata; Amphibia; Anura; Ranidae. The transcript is spliced from 16 exons. The record is from RefSeq and is a predicted model, not a curated record. Gene Ontology annotation, biological process: superoxide anion generation. Gene Ontology annotation, molecular function: superoxide-generating NADPH oxidase activator activity; protein binding; phosphatidylinositol binding. Bases 309 to 3665 code for a protein of 1118 amino acids.